GGUAGGGGAGGUGACGGCGCGCCGGACCAGGAGGAAUGGCUUGACUUUCCCUGUUAAACCAUCACAAACCAUGGAUGCGCACGGGCGACGCGGCCCCCAGUAGGAGAAUGACUACGAUUCGAGACCCUCAGCGCCCGAGCGUGUCGCAGAAAUCCGCCACGCCAAGCUUCCCCGCCCAGCGCUCGCGGGCAGAGGCCACGUUUUCCCGGCUGAGGCAGCUAGACCUUGACACAAAGGACAUCACACGGCCGGGAGUAAAAUCCGGCAGGGCGGACACCUUGACGUCUCACCUUUUGACACUCUCCCCUUUAUUGCCCGAGAUAUUUAUUGAGUGCCUACUGUGUACCAGGCGCUAUAUCUAUGUGCAUACAAAAACCCUGGAAGGCCGUACUGCAAUAUAUAUACAGUGAUUGUCUCUGCUUGCUGAGAUAACAGGGGUAUCAAGCUUAUAUUUGUGCUGCUAUCCACUUGUAAAUACACUCAGAACAGGAGAAUUUGGAUGCAUUUUUUGACCACAGGUACUUUCUAAGCAUGAUGCAUUUCAAAAGUGGACUUGAAUUAACUGAGUUGCAAAACAUGACAGUGCCCGAAGAUGACAACAUUAGCAAUGAUUCCAAUGAUUUCACUGAAGUAGAAAAUGGUCAAAUAAAUAGCAAGUUUAUUUCUGAUCGCGAAAGUAGAAGAAGUCUCACAAACAGCCAUUUGGAAAAAAAGAAAUGCGAUGAAUAUAUUCCAGGAACAACCUCCUUAGGCAUGUCUGUUUUUAACCUAAGCAACGCCAUUAUGGGAAGUGGGAUUUUGGGACUCGCCUUUGCCCUGGCAAACACCGGAAUCCUACUUUUUCUGGUACUUUUGUCUUCAGUGACACUGCUGUCUAUAUAUUCAAUAAACCUUCUGUUGAUCUGUUCAAAGGAAACAGGCUGCAUGGUGUAUGAAAAGCUGGGAGAACAGGUCUUCGGCACCACAGGGAAGCUUGUCAUCUUUGGGGCCACCUCGCUACAGAACACGGGAGCAAUGCUGAGCUACCUCUUCAUAGUAAAAAAUGAACUACCCUCUGCCAUAAAGUUUCUCAUGGGAAAGGAAGAGACAUUUUCAGCCUGGUAUGUGGAUGGCCGUGUUCUGGUGGUGAUAGUUACCUUUGGCAUCAUUCUCCCUCUGUGUCUCUUGAAGAAUUUAGGGUAUCUUGGCUAUACUAGUGGAUUUUCCUUGAGCUGUAUGGUUUUUUUCCUAAUAGUGGUUAUCUACAAGAAAUUUCAAAUUUCCUGCACUGUCCCAGAGCUAAAUUCAACAAUGAGUGCUAAUUCAACAAAUGCUGACAUGUGUACGCCAAAAUAUGUUACCUUCAAUUCAAAGACCGUGUAUGCUCUACCAACGAUUGCGUUUGCAUUUGUCUGCCACCCAUCAGUCCUGCCAAUUUACAGCGAGCUUAAAGAUCGAUCACAGAAAAGGAUGCAGAUGGUCUCAAAUAUCUCCUUUUUUGCCAUGUUUGUUAUGUACUUCUUGACUGCCAUUUUUGGCUACCUGACAUUCUAUGAAAAUGUGCAGUCCGACCUCCUUCACAAGUACCAGAGUAAAGAUGACAUCCUCGUGCUGACAGUGAGGCUGGCUGUCAUUGUUGCUGUCAUCCUCACGGUGCCAGUGUUAUUUUUCACGGUGCGUUCCUCUUUAUUUGAACUGGCUAAGAAAACAAAGUUUAAUCUAUGUCGUCAUAUCUUUGUUACCAUCAUCCUCUUGGUUAUUAUCAACUUGUUGGUGAUCUUCAUACCCUCCAUGAAGGACAUUUUUGGAGUCGUAGGAGUUACAUCUGCUAAUAUGCUUAUUUUCAUUCUCCCUUCAUCUCUUUAUUUAAAAAUCACAAACCAGGAUGGAGAUAAAGGAACUCAAAGAAUUUGGGCUGCCCUUUUCUUGGGUCUGGGGGUGUUGUUUUCCCUGGUCAGCAUUCCCUUGGUCAUCUACGACUGGGCCUGCUCAUCGGGCAGUGACGAAGGCCACUGAGACCGGCUGAGAAAAGGAGACGUCCCAUCUGCUGCUCAGUCAAGUCACCACACAUCAGCAACCACACGUCAUCACUUCUUUUUCGAGUUUACAGAAGCAAAGAGAAAUUUACAAGAUAUUUAAAAUGGAAUAACAUUUUGGUAGAAAAGCAGAGACCUAUUUCUAUAACAGUUCAUGUCCCUCCAAGAUUUGGGAUCAAUUUAAGGAUCAUGGAUUUUUUUUCCAAAUUUCAUGCAAUCAUAUUUCCUAGUAUUUUCCAUAGUCAGUUAUUUUCCACUCUCCUAACUCAAUUAUUUGUAACGUCAUGGUCUGUAAGAACUUUGAAAACAUCAUCGAUCAUGUUUAUUAUAGAUUCAGAUUCUGAAAUAAUUUUCCUACUGAUGUUCAGCUCACACUAUCUGUACCUUUUUAGAAGAGAAAAGAAUCUUGAAUUGUAUAUAUUUAUUUUGCUUUACAGAAAAAAAUGAUUUCAUAAAUAAUUUGCCUAUUUUGGUUAACAUAGCACACAGGGGUAAUCAUAUGAGGGUCGCAGGAAGCAUGUGAUCUUUGAGGUGACUCCGAUCUCCCUGGUACGAUGCCUGUUCCACACAGAGACAUUCUCUGGUGAAGUCUUCUCAGCUGGGAAGGGAGUGAAAAUGACACUCACCUUGGUAAAUAUAUUAAACUACACAUUUGGGUAAUCUAGGAAAUGAAGUUUUGUUUCCCUCUUGACAACUUGUGUCAAAAUUACUCUGACCUGACUCCAUUUCCAUGGGGGCAGUCCGUGUCACCUUUAUAAUAAAUUGAGGAGCAAGAAUAGUGCAAAAAGAUUGUCCAAAACACCUAAGAAAAUAUUCCUCUGAUGCAGGCAGCCUUCAACCCUGCACUCUACACUGUAUUGUUGAAGGGGAAAACGUUCUCUUGCAUUACAACUCCAGCAGCUUUUCCUCAUGUCCACCAGCUUUUUGCACAGAGAAUAAGGUGUAGCUAACCAAGGAUGAUCUAAGUAAUUCCUGUUUUAUAUAUUGGGUACUUUGGGGGUGGGGGUGGGGUCUUUAAAAGACUUGUUUUAUAUCUAUCUAUAAAUUUAGGUUAUUACAAAUACAAGAUUUUUGUAUCUUAAAUAAGCCUCAUUCCUAUUUCUUCUCCAUUAACAAUCCUUCCAGAGUGUUAGAAAAAGAAAGAGAACCCUCAGAGAUAGUUUUUGAGGAGAACUUGUGACAAAAUCAUUGAGGACCUUCCUUCUCCCAGAUGAGGACCUUGGAGUCCGUGCUGUUCCUUCUCGCUCCUAGCUGAGAGCUGGGCCAUUGCUGCCAUCCCCCUGAGCCCCACACAGGACCGAACUGCCUCCCACUCUUACCCCAGCCCUCUCCUGGGGGGGGGGGCAUGGAAGCUACACAGAGACUGAGAAAGAAGAGUUUGGCAUAAGGUAGCUUGGAAAGCCAUGGGGAGCAGAAACCCAGAACACCCUACCCUGUGGUCUGAUUGUCCGGAUCACACAGAGAAAUGUGUGUGCUCUGGGAGCUGGUCCCUGGAAACAGGCCUCGGUGUUAAUCUAUAUUCUGGUUGAAUUUCUCAAACACAGAAGUUCACCGAGCACAGACUUCUUAUCCUGCGAUAAGUGGAAUCUAACCGCAGACUCUUGGCAGGGUUUCCGGGCACUGAGCUCUGGGUUCUGUUCCUCGUCCACUCAGAUCCCUGGAGGCCUCCACACUCUGGGAGAACCAUGGGACUGUCCCCUCCCCUCUACAGACCACUGCCCCAUAGGAAAGGCAGACAUCAGAGCACCUUGUCGCAAUCCUCUUGGGGGAGAAGGAAGGGUGGUUUCCUGCAUUUCUUGGUAGGGUCAUCCUUGCUUUUAAUGUGAUGUUCCAGAAUUAUAUUCACAUUAGGUCAGAGUUCGGGUAUUUAGAUAUGAAUACCCAACCCAAUAAUAUGGAUGACACUCCUUUUCAGCAGUGUCUUCCAUGUUAGAUGCGCAGGGAGAGAAACUAGUUGGCCCUUGGAGGCUUGGCUAGAGCAGCAGGUAAUGAAAUAGCCAGAGAGUGGGAUGGCCCUCCAUUAAUAAUAAUAAUCAUUGUUUCCAGCUAUAUUUUGCUACUUGCAAUUUUCCUCAAUUUAUAACAAUUUACACUCCCAAAGUCAACUGAGAAAUUUAUCAUUAACUCUUGGGGGAAGAAGGAUGAGUAGUGAUAUUUUUGGAUCUCUGGAUUUUAUGUGUCAGUACAAGGAAUGAUUAUCAUUUAAAAUAUAUUUAUUUAGAAGAGGCACAUUGCUGUAGAUGUCUGUGAUACCACAGGUUUUUAAAAUGUUCUUUGUAUGUUUACGUAAGUUUGUUGUUGGUCACUGAAUAUAAUAGACCCUACUGUAGUUUGUCAAAUAUCACUGAUUAAUUAAUUACAUCGUUUGUGUGGGAUUAGCUGUAAAGUAUACUGCUCUUAAUCUUCUUGUUCAGAAUAGCGAACUGGUAGCCAAAAAAUACAUGUAUCACAAAUGUUAGGUAGAAUUUAAACAAUGCAGUCAAGCACUAUAGAAGUUUUUCUGCUACAUUUGUAGACUAAAGAAUGUUAUACCUUAGCCAUGGGGAGCAGCACGUUUUCCUCUGGUAGCGAGGUCUCCACACCAGUGAACAGUGCCAGUUUCCUGCUUUGGACUUAGAGCUGUUCUCUGGUUACUGCAAUACAGAACAGUGUGAAUCCCUGAUUUCCGUAACACGACCUAUUGGAAGUGGGGGUAGUAAAGUGUGUACAGGAAAGAAAUUCCGUCUUGUUAAGCAGAGGAAGCCCCCAAUUUAUAAGCUGAUCAUGUUGCAAAACUCUGUCAACUUGAUUAUUUGCAAACUGGAAUGUAUUUUCUGUUUUAAGCCAGGUUAUACAUGGUGGUUAAACCCCCAGAUCAGCUAGGGAAGAUAUCAAACCCAUAGUUUAGCUGAAAUUGGAUACUAUUCCAAGAUUGUUAAAGAAUCUAACCACUAAAUAUAAUAUUGUUUCUAGGGGUAUUUGUUCAGAGUUGCCAAGAAUGUGCCAUUCCUGUUGGUGGAAUCUGGAUUGUCCACUGCAGCCACACGCCUGCUGGAUGGUGGGCCUACCCUCGCCACCAGUUACAGGUGACCAGAGUGGCCUACAGCAGGGGAGGGGAAGAGUAAGUCCGGGGCCACCAGAGAACCUAGUGGUAGGAGGAGUGUGAAGGAGGAUCAGGGGGCCUCUUGUGAGUUGUAAACCACCAGGAACCAUCCUCAGCUGAUACCUUCUUUUCUCUGGAGGUCACAGGCUUGGUCUGCCUGCUCCUAUUUGUGGGACCUUUUGCUCCUAUAGUUCAUCCCCUCCCCUGCUCACAACACACCCACAAACGAUGUUGCUUCAUAGCCUCUCCCACAUGCCAGUCAUUGGAGCCAGCAUUCAGCACAUAUAAUGGGUUUAGAGCUAAUAAACGGUGGCUUUACUGUCCCGUAAUCAUGUUUUUUACAUGGGCAAGGGGAUGGUCACGGGGCUUGGAGUGGGCAAGGAACUGGUAGGAUUCUCGAUAUUUCAGAGAACAUCACAGUUACCCCAGAACUGACUUUUUUCUGGAGUUGGACUCAAGCCUCUAAGCCAGUGGUUCUCAAAGUGUGGCCCCCAGACCAGCCGCGUCAGCAUUACCUGGGAACAUGUUGGAAUGCACACGCUCAGGUCCCACCCCAGACCCAGUGAAAUCAGACGCUGGGGGGUUGGAGGAGCAAAAGGUGUUUUAACAAGCCCUCCAGGGGAUCUUGAUGCACAUUCAGUUUGAGCACCACUCUGAGCCAGUCAGUCUCUCCUUUGUUCUCCCCAUUAAUCCUACCCAGAGGAUGGUUCAUAGGACUCCUGGGACGAGAAAUGGGAAGAAGAACUUGGGGAGCGGAGGAAACAGCCUCAGCAGCAGAGCCUCCUCCCCCUUCCCGUUGGACUGGCUGAGGCAAGUGCUGUCUGGCGGGUGCUCAGUCUGCUGCAGGUGCUCGGUCUGAGGCAGGUGUUCAGUGGUCAGAGAAAGCUGCCUGUACUCUGGUCCAGCUUUGGGCUAAGGCACAAUAAGUUCACAUUUUUUAGAGCUGUGAAGAAAGUGAAGUGUUACUGUUUUUUGGUUUUGGGUUUUGUUUUGUUUUGUUUUUAAGGGGAAUUAAAAGAAUAUACCCUUUGUAAAUGCAACCUUUGAGGAAAUACUGAGUUCAAGUCGGGAGUAAAUUCUGCAGAAUGUUUGGGUUUAUUGUGUGGUGACCAAUCCUGCCCUCUUUUUAAAGUGAAUUCUCGACUGCAAGGUCUGCACUGACUAAGGAGCUAUACACUACUUUGAAAAGGAUGUAGAACUCAGCUCCAUUUCAGUCUAUCAGAAUACUGAUGGCAUCAUUAAGUGGGGUGGGGAGGAGGUCAGUGAUAUGAUCAGAUAUUUGAUUUUAUGUUUUAGAGCAAAAGCCAUUAGUUUCUCUCAGUUUAUCAUUGUAAAGGGCUUGAGGCUUAGAAAGGGCAUAACAUAAGCCUGAAAGGAUAUAAUUCCCCCAUUCCAGUUCACAGUAAACUUCUAGCCACUUUCAAAAUAAAGAAGAUACAGGCUACAGCUUUAGCAGUGCUAACAAGUGAUGUCCGUAGGGAUGGCAGAUCUGAGAAUCCUUUAGCAAUAGAACAUACUUCCUCUAAAAUACAGUGAAUUAUUUAUGAUAUGAAGCUUUCAGGUGCAAAUUGGGGGUGGGGUGGCUAACAACGGAAAAAUAUCACCAAAUCUAAAAGAGAACGUUCUUGGAAAAUAAAUAAAAUUCACAAGGCUUAGACGUUCUCUUUUGGGGUUUUCUUGGAGGAAGGGCUGUGAAACUGGGCGCAUCCGUAUACAGGCUUGAAUUUAUGUUUUCAAAAGGAAGUAUCUAUGCAGCUGAGGCUUAUUGUAGGAAAUAGUUCAUUUGUAUGUAAAUAUACUGUAAAUAAAUAGGAGGCUGUAUAUUUUUGCAGUUGUUGAUCCACACUGAAAUAGAAGUCUCUAGCAUCUGCAUAUCAAGAAUAAAAGUUUUCUUAGAUAUUAGUGGUUUUGUUUGGGAAUUAGAAAGUUUUACAUUCUCUGCCAGGUAACAUACUCUCAAUAUAAACUUGGAAACUAAAAAUCUUACUUAGUUGUUUAGAAAGAGAAGUCUGAGAAAUACUUGUGUUGAUUUCAUUAAGAUCAAUCAUUUAAAAGAUAUUAAGAUCAAUUAUUAAAAAAAUAGUCCUCUGAGCUACAACUAAGGAAUAUUUAGACUCAAAUUAUUGUCGUAUAGAAAUAGAUAUACCCAAAUGACAAACUGUUUCUUCAUAAUGCUCUUUCAUUGUUAAUACUGAGACCACUGCACAGUGUUUAUCACAAUAGAAGUUGGGGAGGAGAUUGUGGGGUUUCUUUUCAAAACUGAAUUGCUGCAUUUCCCAAACUUUGGGAUCUUUGAAAAGAGGAAAGAAUCUGAACAUAAACGAGGAGCACAAAUUUGAAGAAGGAAAAAAACAUUAUUUUAUCAAGCUUUUGAAAGUCUUGCAUGCUUGCCUUUUUUCGGUGUCGAUGCCAACAUAGACUGUUUAAGUCAUUUUCUCCCCCAAACACUUCAAUCUUCACCAUUGGUAUGUAAUCCACUCGCUGGAGUCCAGUGCAUUUCAGACUUCAUCUAAGUCCAGUACAUGUGGCACGCCACUGUUAUAUUCAUGUAAAAACUGUGUACAUGGAUUUUAGAGGUAUGACUUUAGUGAGUCACAAGUCACCAAACUUUGCUAUUCAUGGUUAAUCGAAUAGAGAUCCCCCCAACCCCCAGGAUGUGGUGUAAAUAAAGAAAUGUAAGAGAUUCUGUUCUAUAACUGCUCUAUUAACAUAGUUUUUAAACAUUAAAAACAUGAACUAAAAGUAUUUAUGAAGUUUGUGUUCAUUCCUUUGGGAUGCAGUACUCAAAGAGGGGCUC
Messenger RNA from Molossus molossus (Pallas's mastiff bat), 7894 nucleotides. RefSeq names its product solute carrier family 38 member 1 (gene SLC38A1). The coding region runs from base 532 to 1995 and encodes 487 amino acids. Gene Ontology annotation, biological process: amino acid transmembrane transport; L-glutamine transport. Gene Ontology annotation, molecular function: L-glutamine transmembrane transporter activity. The record is from RefSeq and is a predicted model, not a curated record. NCBI's taxonomy places the organism in Eukaryota, Metazoa, Chordata, Mammalia, Chiroptera, Molossidae. The transcript is spliced from 18 exons.